Molecule: messenger RNA, 880 nt
Organism: Cotesia glomerata
Lineage: Eukaryota; Metazoa; Arthropoda; Insecta; Hymenoptera; Braconidae
Gene: Acbp1
Product: putative acyl-CoA-binding protein
Exons: 4
Coding region: 274-543 (89 amino acids)
Biological process (GO): fatty acid metabolic process
Molecular function (GO): fatty-acyl-CoA binding
Source: RefSeq, a predicted model, not a curated record
ACGUGAGAGAAGACUAUCCGGGUCUUUCCUUCUCUUAAUACGAAACGACUAGUGUCACUUUACACAUAUUUUAUUUACCUCUACUCCUUUAUCUAUGCAACUAACGACGAGUAUAAGAUACUUAUACUCUUUGGCAACUAGUCGGGGGAAACUGCCGUUACACCUAUUAUCUAUAUUACAAUCAUUUUUUUGAAUCUUGAUAAAUCUACUAUUACGAUCGCCUAAGGUUAUCGAAUUAAUUACUCCGAUAUCAGCGUAAUAAAUACAACCAACAUGUCAAUUCAAGAGAAAUUUGAAAAAGCUGCUCAAGAAGUAAAAGAAUUAGCAUCGCAACCAUCAGAUGAAGAUUUGUUAAUACUUUACGGUUCAUUUAAACAAGCUACGAUUGGAGAUUGUCAUACUGAUAAACCAGGUUAUUUCAGCCUUAAAGAAAAAGCGAAAUGGGAUGCGUGGAACGCAAAAAAAGGAAUGUCUAAAGAGGAUGCCCAGAAAGAUUACAUAAAAAAAGUAGCUCAAUUAGUAGAGUCUAUUGGAAAAAAGUGAUUUUAAUGGUUUAAUUAUAAUGUUAUCAAUUAUCAUUAUAAUUAAACACAACAAUCACAACUAACAAAUUAGAUUUCAAAUAGAAUCACAAGAAAACGCGCAAAUAUAAAAAUAUAAAUAUUUAAGUGCUGUUACUUAUAGCAUAAAAACUACUUAUACAUUUUUACACUUCAUCUACUGUGCAAUUAUUUGAAAGUUUAAAUAUAUCACAUAUAACAAUUGUUCUUUCUACAAUUAUUAGCUUCGUUAUUUUUGUAACAAUUUUACAGUUUCGCCAGGUACUAGCUUUUUUAAAGGAAUUGAUGUAUAAAUAAAUCAACCAUUAUUAGAUCAUGAA